UCUCUGUUGUCAUAUAUACUUGUUGAGAAAAUUGUAAUUUAGCACGGCAACAGGCCAUGGGCCUAUUUUUUCAGUGCCAACAUUUCUAUUCUAUUUCUACUCUAUGUUGGUGGCUCAAAAUGGCUUUCAGAACCACUUGGUUUGGUCCACUUGGUCCAAUCAAAUGUAUGGUUUACAGAAGUCUAUUAAUGUUGAUUGAGUUUUCUGCACUGAAUUUGUUAAUUUGAACAAACUUUUCCUUACCUAAAUUCCACAUUGUUUGCAGAUUGGUGUAAUGGAGAAGAUUUCGCCUCUGUGUGAUCUUUGCAAUGAGUACUUUAAUGAACUUGAGCAUAAGCCAAUCUCACAGCCAUGUGGCCAUGUUUACUGUAGUUGCUGCCUAAAAAACUUGAAGUCAUCCAGCAAAACUUUCUGCCAAACAUGCAAGAAGCCCUGGAGCGAUGAAUUAGAGAAUUUUCCAAUUAUUUACAUGCUCAUUCCAAGUUCAGAAAAAGGGAAACAAAAUGACGUUCCUCAAACCAUGGAGCUAAGUAGCAAUGACUAUAAACUGUGCAGCACCCACAAGCUUCAAAAUGAGUAUUGGUGCUGCAAGUGCUCUGAAGUUACAUGCAAGAAAUGCUUUGUUCUGAAACAUCGUGGCCAUGCCACCAUUUUGCCUGAAGAUCUUCUUGCCGAAGAAUUGCAUUCAGAGAGAAAGAAGUAUGACUUUAUGGAAGGUAGUAAAGAAACAUUAGAAAAUUUAAAGCAAUCUAUCAUGGUUUGUGACUCUGGCCUGAAAAUUAUGAACAUGAGCAAUGAAAUUCAUGGACAACUUAUAGCCUGCAAGAACAGACUUCUGAAGCAGCAACAGGGCUUGGAAGAGGUUACAAAAGCCUUGAAUAAUAAAGAAGACUUUAAUACAACGAAUAAGAAACUCUGGAAUAUCUGUUUACUGAAGCCUGCUUUAGAGGCACAAUGUCAGGCCCUAGAACAGAAGUGUCAGCAGAUUGCUGCUCAAAUUUAUCACUAUAAUUCAUCAUUGAAGGAGGUGCACAAUUCUCUGAGUCUCAGCAUGACCACAAUUCUGCCCCAAGAGUUUCUGCCACACAGAUCCCAAUGGAAGUUAGAGGGAGAAUAUGAAGUGCAAAAAGCACUUGCCACCCUCAUUAAUUCAGACCACAGACCUCUGGGUUCUGUUAUUGUGACAUCAAAUGCAAAUCACCCAGUGCUAAAUUUUUCACCUCUGCUAAGCAAACUUGCUGAAUGUGGAGUCGAUAUCAAGCUACAUCUCUGGGACUCCUUCUGGUCUCGUGACCUGCCAUCGAAUGACCGUGAUAGACUGAAACCUUUCCUCAGCAACUUCAAAGGACAUGAACUGGUGCAUGUCUUUGGCAACUUUGACCCCUCCACGUUGCUGAAGAUGACGGCGUUGGAGUGGCUCGGUGUGCGGCUGGAGACAGCCGCUGAUGUUCCCAUCCUCAACUCUGAAAUGGCUCUGCGAUGUGUCAGGCAUGUCGCGCUGAGCAGGAGUCUGAGGCCUGAGAACAUCACAGUGCAGAUGAGUUCCUCCCCACGACACACAGCGCUGCACUGCAUUGAGCUCGAGGAUGGAGAACUAGCGUGGCUGGCUGCUGUGGCGCGUAGCUUGUGCCCUACUGACUGGCGUCACAUGUUAGUGCUGCCUGCCUGUCGCCUGACACACACAGGAGUCAUGCGGCUGCUGGAGUGCGAGGCGCUCAUCGCUGCCAAGGGCUGGGUGUAUCUGCAGUCUGAGGUACUCACUUCUGAUGACAAGCAGGACCUUACAGCGCUUGCCACUCGGAAGAAUAUCACCUUGCAGUUCAGGCUUCCGCACUCGAUAUGAUCCGUAAAAAAUUUCGGUCAACGGAUAUUAAUAAGAAGGAGGUUAAAAAACAAGAUAUGAAAUUGGUCCAGCGGCUACUCUUGAAUGUUCCGAAGUAUUGGAUGGGUGUUUGGAUUUAACACGAAUUAUCUAGGAUACAAUUUUGUUGAAUGGAAAGCAUGAUUUUUGACUCGUGUUAAAUUGGAUAACAAGGAAAAAUGUUUUGAGUCCACUGGUUCAACUAGGUAUUUAUUUUACUCCUUUGUGGAAGACAAGCGCUAAGGAGCCAACCAGAAGUUGCUGCCAUUUAAUGUAACAGUAUUCACAAGUGCCUUAGAAAUUAAAAUUCAUUUUAUGUGAUCAUGUACCUACUGUGUGAUAUUCUCAGCUACGUUCCUAAUAGACUUAAUCUUCUAGUGUAUUGAAAAAGUUGUCUACAUUGACGCCUAAAUCACCUUCUCGAUGUCGCUUUUCAUUAAAAUAUAAUACUGACCAAUAUAAGUGAUAAAAAAAUUGGUCAGUAUUGUAUUGAUGAGUGAUGAAAGCAAUUUCAAUUUAAAUUCAAUUUUUUUGCAUUAAAGUACAAAGUUCCACUCAAAUAUAGUGUCAUUGACAGAAGUUUUGUUUUCUGAUCUCAUGUGGAUUUAGUAUUAACUUGAUUACGUAUUGAAUUUAAUGGUUUGGAUUAUCUUCAAUUUUCUCCUGCGUAAGGAAUUUGAAUGUGUAAUGCCAACCUAAUAAGUUGUUCAAUUGUUUGCAGUAAGUUAAUUUAUCCAAAAUGCGGUUUUCAUGUAUUGUUUCAUUUUAGUCAAAUGUUGUUGACAAAUAGUUGAUGGCAAUGAAAAAUCAGUGAGUAAAUUUGUUUAGUAUUAUCAAUAAUCAUGGUUCCGAUUGUUAAUUGAGCUGCGGAUACAACUGUCAGAGCUCCACACCUACUGGUUACUUUUACGCCGAGGAUUAAUUCACAUUUUUGGAUGCCAUGAU
Messenger RNA from Hyalella azteca, 2806 nucleotides. RefSeq lists its product as uncharacterized. The record is from RefSeq and is a predicted model, not a curated record. Lineage: Eukaryota; Metazoa; Arthropoda; Malacostraca; Amphipoda; Hyalellidae. The coding region runs from base 275 to 1843 and encodes 522 amino acids. The transcript has 6 exons. Gene Ontology annotation, molecular function: zinc ion binding.